Messenger RNA from Bradysia coprophila, 1153 nucleotides. RefSeq names its product putative enoyl-CoA hydratase echA8. The record is from RefSeq and is a predicted model, not a curated record. Lineage: Eukaryota; Metazoa; Arthropoda; Insecta; Diptera; Sciaridae.
GAUAAGUGAUUUGACGGUUUUAAGCCAUGCGCAGAAAAUAUUCAAUUCCCCUUGUUUACAUGCGAACUGUAUUUUGAGGUGUACGGUGCAUAAUAUUUUCGGGAAUCGUAUCCCAUUUCAAGUAGUGAAAAUAAAAUAAGAUGAACAAUCGACUAAGGCUGCAACUUCUGCGAUACAUUCCAUCGUUACGACCAUGUCUUAGACAAUCUAGCACUUCUUCCGCUGAACAUUUCAAAAGUAUUAGGUACUUUACGGAAGACCGAGUUGCCUACAUCGAACUGAAUAGACCGGAACGACUUAAUGCAAUCGAUAAGUACAUGCCAUUUGAAAUACAGAAAGCGGUGCAGCGAGCCAAUUUCGACGACGAAAUUCAUGUGAUUCUUUUGUAUGGGGCUGGAGAUGUUUUCUGUGCUGGCUAUGACUUAAAGGCGUACGCCGAGGAACAGGACAGUACUGUGAAAGAAGACGACUAUUAUGACUACGUUAACCAGGAAAUGCCGUGGGAUCCAGCACUCGAUUUUCAGUACAUGUCAAGUGUUACAAAUUCAUACAUGGAAAUAUGGAGAAGCAUGAAACCAGUUGUAGCAAAAAUUAAACGAGCUGCCAUCGGCGGUGGAAGUGAUAUUGCUUUGGCAUGUGACUUAACAUUCAUGGAGAAAAGUGCAAAGAUCGGUUAUCCGCCCAGUGUUAUUUGGGGCUGUCCUACCAGUGCGUUUUGGACAUUUCGCGUGGGAAUGGAACAGGCAAAACGAAUUCUCUUCACUGGGGAGAUUCUGACCGGCGAGAAAGCGGCAAAAAUUGGAUUGAUUGGGGAAUCGGUUGCUGGUAACGAAUGUUUAGACAAACGGGUUGCCGAAGUUCUGCAACGGUUGGUGACGGUGCCUAAGAAUCAAUUGUGGUAUCAGAAAUCGGUUAUUAAUCAAGUGGUCGAACAACAGGGACUCCUCAGUGCUCAAAGACUUUCGACGAUUUUCGAUGGAAUGUCAAGACAUUCACCUGAAGGAAUUGCAUUUCAGAAACGGUGUAUGAAUGUUGGAUUCAAACAAGCGGUUAAGGAGAGAGACGGUGGCAAAGAGACUGUUUGGUCGCACAUGAAGCGAGUCAAUAAUAAUGAUGUAAACGACUGAUCACUUUUAAUACAUUUUUAAACGGA